AUGCCAGGUCAGGAGGAGAUCGAGUUUCGGACGUUAGAUGGCCUUACAUUGCGGGGAGCCUUAUUUGUGGCAGACUCGAAUAGUCCUGCGGUCAUCUUGACACCAGGAGUGAGCCCCUCUCGAAACAUUCUCUAUCAAAAACUAACAAACAUAACAGUUCAAUGUGACAAGAGAUGUUCUUUUACCUAGAAUAGCACAGUACUUUCAAGCGAACGGAAUUUCGGCCCUUAUUUACGAUCCUCGCACAAUAGGCUCCAGUGAUGGCAUGCCCAGAAACGACAUCAAUCCUGCGCAACAAGUAGCCGACUAUCAUGACGCCUUGACUUUUCUGAAAUCAGACGAACGUAUCGACCCCGACCGCAUCGUGUAUUGGGGCUUUUCGUUUAGUGGCGCGGUAGCCGUAUCUGCCGCAGCCCUAGAUAAGCGGGCGAAAGCGGUUGUGGCUGUCUCUCCGCUGACAAACUGGGAUCUUGACGGCGGUAAAAUGAACGGCGUUAUGGCCAAGGCCAUUCAGGAUCGCGAGUCGCGAAUAAGUGGCAACGCUGCAUUCUCCAUCCCGAUGAUUACGGACCAGGGUAUAAACCCAGCGGGAUUCUCGUCAGGAAUGGGGGCCAGCGAGCUGAGCCUGGUAGCGGAGGCCAAGAAGAUCCCGGGCUUUCGACUGGAUACGACCAUUCAGACCUACUACAAUAUCAUAUCUUGGAAUCCGUUCAAGCUGCUGAAGUUUCUCACGCCAACCCCCGUCCUUCUAGUGUCUCCCGAAGAAGACCGAAUAUCGCCUCUGACCGAUCAAAAGCUGGUCUACAAUCAGAUACAGGGGCCGAAGCAGAUGCAUGUUGUAGCGGGCAAGGGACAUAUGGAUGUCUUGGAUGGUGAAAGUUUUGAGUCUACCAUGGCCGUGCAAGUCGCCUUCGUUCGUCACCAUGUCUAG
Hymenoscyphus albidus is the source of this 931-nucleotide messenger RNA. Lineage: Eukaryota; Fungi; Ascomycota; Leotiomycetes; Helotiales; Helotiaceae. The record is from the annotation of a GenBank genome assembly.